AUGCUAUAUGAAGAGAGCGACAUCGAUUUAUAUGAGGAGUCACUAGGUGCAUAUACCACUGUACUGUGUGAACGUCGGCGAAAAUAGGUCGAGGGCGAAGAUUUUCCGUGGGUACUAGCUCGAUGUCGAGGGUGCAAGAUUUUGCACGGAAAAUUCGUUCUGCCCACAUAUCUAAGCGUGGAGUAAAUGAAAUGCGUCGCCAUAAAGAAGGAGUAUGCAGCGCUAGAUUCCGCCACAAGCGACAGACGUGGGAUACAGAGACAGGCAGCAUGUAGUCAUCGCGAGACCCCACGUAAAACACGUAGGCCAAAAUCUCUCUUGGGAGGGAGUGAAUGGGAUGUCGCUGUCGUCUGAUAUCUAAAGAAAAUUUGCGAUCUCUACGAACGAUGAUCGUAGAUGGAGCCUUGUUUGUGCAAUCAGUCAAGAAAGCCUCGUGAUUCUUCGAGUCUAUCGGAUGAUGC
Molecule: messenger RNA, 461 nt
Organism: Serpula lacrymans var. lacrymans S7.9
Lineage: Eukaryota; Fungi; Basidiomycota; Agaricomycetes; Boletales; Serpulaceae
Exons: 1
Coding region: 187-354 (55 amino acids)
Source: RefSeq, a predicted model, not a curated record